Vigna unguiculata (cowpea) is the source of this 397-nucleotide messenger RNA. RefSeq lists its product as uncharacterized. The record is from RefSeq and is a predicted model, not a curated record. Lineage: Eukaryota; Viridiplantae; Streptophyta; Magnoliopsida; Fabales; Fabaceae.
AUCUCCCAAAUAAAAAAGCUUGAGAGAAAUAUUAAUGGGUGAUUGGGCUGGGGUGGUGAUAGGGUUGGUCCUGUUUGUGGUGCUUUCACCAGGAUUACUCUUCCAGGUUCCCGGCAAAGGAAGAGCAGUGGAUUUCUGCAAUUUCCAAACAAGUGCCAUCUCCAUCUUUGUUCAUUCCCUUCUCUUCUUUGGCUUCAUGGCCAUCUUCCUUAUUGCCAUUAAUGUUCACAUUGGUAGUGGAUAAAUCAAUACAAUAUGGAACAUCUCUUUUGUUCUGUUAUAUCUUAUACCUUCCUCUUUAUCCCAUUCCAUUUAGGGUAUGGAAUAGGACUUCUUGUUUACUUUCAUCCAUGAACAGUGAAAAGAUAAUUUUAUUUCACUUCACCCUUUUUAAUUU